Molecule: messenger RNA, 300 nt
Organism: Mucor mucedo
Lineage: Eukaryota; Fungi; Mucoromycota; Mucoromycetes; Mucorales; Mucoraceae
Exons: 1
Coding region: 1-300 (99 amino acids)
Source: RefSeq, a predicted model, not a curated record
AUGGAGGGUAUUGUAUUUAUUGACGGACAAGCUUAUGAACAAACCAAGGAAGAGAGAGAAAUGGAAUUCAUCAUCUCUGAAGGUUUGCGCAUGAUGGAAGAAGAUGAACGUGAGCAAGAAGAAUUUGAUUUAAUGUAUGGUGAUGAUCAAGAAGAGGAUCAAAACGACGUACAAGAUGAUACUGACUACUCACAGGAAGAUUCCGCGCAAGACAAUGGUUACUAUGACAACGGUUCUCAAGAUGAUUACCAUGACGAUGUCUACGCCCAAGAUGCAUAUAAUGAUGAGGAUGAUUACUAA